Messenger RNA from Mytilus trossulus (common blue mussel), 6170 nucleotides. Its product is annotated as phospholipid-transporting ATPase ABCA3-like. The coding region runs from base 250 to 5454 and encodes 1734 amino acids. The record is from RefSeq and is a predicted model, not a curated record. Gene Ontology annotation, cellular component: intracellular membrane-bounded organelle; membrane. NCBI's taxonomy places the organism in Eukaryota, Metazoa, Mollusca, Bivalvia, Mytilida, Mytilidae. Gene Ontology annotation, molecular function: ABC-type transporter activity; ATP hydrolysis activity; ATP binding. Gene Ontology annotation, biological process: lipid transport; transmembrane transport. The transcript is spliced from 20 exons.
UGUGUAUAUACAUACAUGUAUAUGUAACUGUCAAUUGCAUGUGAUCACCAGCGUGAUUAAAAUGUAGAAUUUAAUGUUACACAACCGCUAACAUCACAGCGAUCACAUGGAGAUGAGUUCAAUACACUUCAAUAUAUGUGAGCUUUGAUAUAAUUCAUUCUUUUUAUUUCCUGAAACUGUGAUUGGAACAAGGAAGUUAAAACUAGCUGGAAUAGAUUAGAUAUCGAAGGACAGAAAUAAGUUAAAACUAUGGCACUGGGAAGCCAAUUUUUCCUCCUAUUAUGGAAGAAUUGGACACUACAGAAAAGGAAAAUAUGUAUCACACUGUUUGAAGUAUUAUUACCACUGUUUUUUGGACUAAUCUUGGUACUGAUUCGCUUUCUUGUGAAGACAAAAGAUUAUCCAGAUAAUACCAUAUGGCAGAGUCCCAACUUUACAAAUGCUGAUUCGAACUAUAAAAAUCAGAUUUUAUUUGCUCCAAAUGAGACGCUUAUUGAAAAUAUCAUGAUAGAUGUCAAAAAUUCAAUAAAUGAGAAAUAUUCACGCAACAAAAAAAAUAUUCAAGGGUUUAAGACACAACAAGAUUUAUUAGAAUACCACAAUCUUUAUUCUGACGAGGUAUGGGGAGCUGUAGUAUUUGAUGAUAGCGAAUCGUACGAGACAAGUCUUCCAGCUAAUAUCGUAUAUGAUUUGCGUGUUACCCGUGCAAAUAAAAUGGAUAGAUGGACUACAGAUUUUACAUACAACUUCAUUCAAACGACAAGCCCUAGGAAUCUUAAAGCUGAUGGUGGUGUACCAAACUAUAAGAAAACUGGCUUUUUGUGGCUUCAAUACGAGGUGGAUAAAGCUAUCAUUACGCAAAAGUCCGGAAAGAAGAAUUUCUUUGAUGAUAUUGAGAUCAAGAUAAAGAAGAUGCCCUAUCCUCCAUACCUUCAAGAUCCUCUCCUGGGUGCCAUUCAACAAAACUUGCCUCUGUUUUUGAUGUUAGGGUUUAUUCUUUAUGUGAUACAAACGACGAAAAACAUAGUUUAUGAAAAAGAAAGAAAAUUAAAGGAGUCUAUGAAGAUGAUGGGAUUGAGUCCCGUGGUAUACUGGAUGUCAUGGUUUGCUAUCUCGCUGAUUUACCUUGUUAUAGCUUGUUUUAUAUUUACGUUAUUGCUGUCAGUCAAAGUAGGAGUUCAUGGAAGUGUUUUGGGAAAAUCUGAUCCAACGUUGACCUUUGUCUUUUUUCUUUGCUACGCUAUGUCUGUUAUUGCUUUAUCAUUUAUGAUAAGCACAUUCUUUAAAAAGGCCAACACGGGUGCCUUUGCCGGCGGAAUGAUACACUUCUUAACAUAUUUUCCAUAUUUUUUCCUGGGCGAUGACAAUCGAUACGCGUCUAUGACAUUGACACAAAAGAUUUUGGCUUGUGUCUUCAGUAAUAAUGCCAUGGCAUUUGGAGUCAAAACAAUAGCAUCUUACGAGGGGACAGGUGAGGGCGCUCAGUGGAACAACUUUUACAAACAGCCAACCGUUGAUAGCAAUUUUACAUUACUGACAUCUAUUAUUAUGAUACUGUGCGACACAGUUGCUUAUCUUUUGAUCACGUGGUAUGUAGAUGCAGUAAUGCCCGGUGAAUAUGGAGUACCAGAGCCUCUAUAUUUCCCAUUUACCAAAAAAUACUGGUUUGGAUCAAGUCAGGUCAGCAAGUUUGAUAGACAAGUAUCCAUUGUAGCACAAGAUUCAACAUACUUUGAAAGAGAUCCAACAGACUUGAGACCUGGAAUAUCAAUUCAACACUUACGAAAGGUGUUUGGGUCUGCGAAGGCGAGGAAAGUUGCAGUCCGAGAUACAACGGUUAAUAUGUAUGAAGGACAGAUAACUGCACUGUUAGGUCAUAAUGGUGCUGGAAAAACGACCACGAUGUCAAUGUUAACUGGCUUCAUUCCUCCAACCAGUGGAACAGCCCAAGUGAACGGAUACGAUAUAACACAAGAUAUCACGAGUGUCAGAAGUAGUCUUGGCCUGUGUCCACAACACAAUAUAUUGUUUGACACCAUGACAGUGGAAGAACAUUUGAAUUUUUUUGCACGUCUGAAAGGAUGCCCGUCAGAGAAUGUAAAAAAAGAAGUAGAUGAAAUGAUAGACGUUCUUGGAUUAGAAAUGAAACGACAUAAAUUUUCAAGCACACUAUCUGGUGGGCAGAAAAGGAAACUUUCGGUUGGAAUUGCACUUAUUGCAGGAUCAAAGGUAGUGAUUCUUGAUGAACCAACAUCAGGUAUGGAUCCGGGUGCCCGUAGACAAACAUGGGAUAUUCUACAGAAGUUCAAAGAAGGUAGAACUUUGAUAUUAUCUACACAUUUCAUGGAUGAAGCAGACCUUCUCGGUGACAGAAUUGCCAUCAUGGCAGAAGGUGUGGUCAAAUGUUGUGGAACAUCUUAUUUCCUGAAGAAAACAUAUGGAGCUGGAUAUCACUUGAUAAUGGUUAAAGAUAAAACUUGUCAAACGGCCAAAGUAACUGAAUUGGUCAAAUUCCAUGUAGCCACGGCGUCAUUAGAGAGUGAAAUUAGUGCAGAACUUUCUUACCUGUUACCGUUUGAUGAAUCAGACCAUUUUGAAAAAUUGCUACUUGAAAUUGAAUCUAAAAGUAGUGAUCUCGGAAUUGAUAGCUUCGGAACAACUGCAACCACAAUGGAAGAAGUAUUCCUUAAAGUGGGCGAACCAGAUAACGUAGAAGAAGAGAGUGAAAAUGUGGUUCAAGGCAUAAGCAAUCCUAACUACGCUGAGAACCACCAUGACAAGAAACCAUUAUUGAAUGGUCAUUCAAAUGGUAAAAUUGCAAACGGCUAUGGCACUUUAAGCAAUGGCGUAGCUUUGAACGAAACUGCUGGUGGAAAUUUUAUUGCUUUUAACAAAAAUAUAAAGAAAAACACUGGUAAGGACUUGAUACUGCAACAGUUCUACGGGAUGUUCAUGAAAAAAGUUAUCCAUACUCUACGGAACCAGCUAGUAGCAGGUGUUCAACUCAUUGUUCCAGUCGUUUUUACAAUUAUGGCCUUAUCGAUUGAGCUGACAAUUCCAAAACAAACAGACGAACCACCUCUAACUUUGAAUCUGCAACCUUUUGGAAACGGAUUGACCGAAAUGUACACAACUGGGAAAACUCCAAGUAAUCUGACGCUAGGUGUAGCUUCCAGAUAUGAGUAUACACUGGUUAAUCGCAAUGACAUUCCUCUGCGUGUGACUACUGCUCCAUUUGAUAUUGCUGUUGUAAAUCAGUCGAAAGCCAUUGGAAUUGCUACUUUCAAUAAAAGGUAUAUUAUUGGAUUAGAAAUGGAGCAAGGUAUGAAAGAUAACGAGCCAGUUACAGAGAUAAUAUCAUACUUUAAUGGACAACCAUUCCAUUCACCGGCUAUUUCAUUGGCAUAUACCAUGAACGCUAUUUUGAAACAUGCUAUUCAAGACAAUAGCCAUUCAAUAACUACUAUCAACUUUCCUUUGCCGCAGUCAUUAUCAGACAAUUCAAGGAGUCUUUUUUUUUCAACCUUAGGAACAGGUUUUGUCGUUGCAUUCUGUGUGAUAUUUGGAAUGGCGUUUCUGAUCGCUAGUUUUGCGCUGUUCUUGAUAAAAGAAAGAGCAACCGGAGCCAAGCAUUUACAGAGAGUAAGUGGAGUAGGAACAGGAGCCUUUUGGUUUUCUAACUUUUUAUGGGACAUGAUUAAUUACUUGAUUCCAGUGCUUCUCAUCAUCGUUGUGUUUGCCGCUUUUAAUACUGACGCUUUUGUGGAGGAUAAUCGACUUGGUAUUCUGUUUGGCCUUUUCUUCCUGUUUGGAUGGGGUUCAUUGCCAUUUGUGUACAUCAUACAGUUUGUCUUCAAAACUCCACCUGCCGGGCUGGUAGCUGUAAGCAUGCUUAAUAUACUAUCAGGUUUGGCAACUUUAAUGGCAGUUUUUGUUUUGAAGAUACCCGACUUAGGUACAGAAGAUGUAGCCACAGCACUUGACUGGAUAUUUUCAGUUAUAUUUCCAACAUACUGUAUGGGAAGUGGCAUAAUGAACGUAUACACAAAUUAUGGGUACACGGAGGGAUGCUUAGCAACUGGUUAUCCAUUUGUAUGCGCUAUUGAGCCCACAAGUCCUUGCUGUCCAGGAUGUACAGAAACUUGUUUUAAAUUUCAAGACAACUAUUUAGCAUGGGAAUUUCCCGGAAGUGGAAAAUAUUUUUGUUUUAUGGCAAUACAAGGAGCUUUAUUUUUUAUAAUUCUGUUUUUGUUUGAAACUGGUGUUCUUCAAAAACAAUGUGCCUCAUUGUCUGAUAAGACCUCAGAUGUAGGACAGUAUACUGGUCUGGAGGAAGCAGAGGCAAAUGUAGGAGGUAUUCCUGAAGAUGAUGACGUCAGAGCUGAAAGGGAUCGCAUAAAUACAACAGAAAUUCGAUCACUUGUUGCGUCUGAUUCAAUUGUCAUUAAAAAUCUAAAGAAAAAAUACGACUCGUUUUUGGCAGUAGAUGAAAUUUGUGUAAGCGUAGCUAAGCAAGAAUGUUUUGGAUUACUCGGCCAAAAUGGUGCUGGAAAAACAUCAACAUUUAAAAUGUUGACUGGUGAUGUUAUCCCAUCGUCUGGAAACGCCUGGAUGAACGGACACGAUAUACAGCAUGAAAUGAAAACGGUUCACAAGCAAUUAGGAUACUGUCCACAGUUCGAUGCUUUGAUAGACCAGAUGACAGGAAAAGAGAUUUUAGUCAUGUUUGCUCGUCUCCGUGGUGUGUGUGAAAGUCAAAUCAAAAGCAUUGUUGAUGAUCUUAUAGAUAUUAUGAUGCUUAGACAAUAUGCAGAGAGGCAAUGUGGUACAUACAGUGGUGGUAAUAAAAGAAAGUUAAGCACAGCCAUAGCUCUUAUUGGUGAUCCGCAGUUUAUAUUUCUUGACGAACCAACAACAGGAAUGGACCCUGGUGCCAGACGACAAUUAUGGAAUGUUUUGUCACAAGUCAGAGCGAGUGGUAGAACAUUAGUCCUUACUUCACAUAGUAUGGAAGAAUGUGACGCCCUCUGUACCAAGAUGGUUAUUAUGGUAAAUGGGAGAUUCGUCUGCUGCGGAAGUUCACAACAUUUAAAGAGCAGAUUUGGACAGGGAUAUACUCUUAUAUGUAAUAUGGGAACAUCAGAAAAUGGAACACAAGACUCAUCAAUUCCUCUGACACAAUUUUUAUGUGAAAAAUUUCCAAGUACUCAAGUAUUUGAUGCACAUCAAGGUUAUUGUCAUUUCCAAAUAAUUGACAAAAAUCUUUCUUUAGGUUUGUUAUUCGGUGCAAUGGAAAAGGCAAAGAAACAAUUUAAUGUUGAAGAUUAUCAUAUUCAUCAGGCAACACUAGAACAAGUGUUUCUAGCUUUUACAAGAAAUCAGAGUUCACCAAAAGAAGAAGAAAAACAUGGAAUCUGUAAACAGAUGUGUUGUUGUUUUCUAUGUUGUUCUUAGCUUUUGUGGCUUUUAUUUGCAUGUUAAUGUUGUUACUAAAAGUAUUGACAUUAUUUUAUUAACAACAUCAUAUUAAAAUAAUAACAUCCAAAGAAAGACAAACAAUGUUAUUAAUAGUAUUUUUAGGCUAAUGCUGUUUAAACGGAAACAAAUGCAAAACACGUUUUGAAUUGAGUUCAAAGAGAGUGUGAAAAAUUUAACGUGGGACCAAAUGAAUAUAAUUCAAGAAAAUACGUUCUGUUCAUAACAAAUACGUUUUUCGAAAUUACGUAGUAUGUGUUCUUACACCCCAAAGGAAGAUGUAUAUUUCUAAAUGAGUCUCAUAUUUUAGUGUGUUUAAGGAGGCGCUAUGCAAAUGUAUGAUACUAGUUUCCAUUUAACGACAAAUACAUUUUAUCAUACUACGAAAUAUUUACUCAAUUCACCAUUACAACUAAUUUAACAUGAUCACUAUUUUUGAAUACGAAUAUUUUUCUAUUGAAAUCCAAUGUUAUAAAAUAUAGCAAAUCAUUUUUGAAUCUUCUAGUCAUAUUUUUUACUGGUUAUUCUUUGGAAGAUGAUAUAUUAGAGUAAUGAAUUAACAUCAGCAGAGUGCUGUUACUAACUGUGGGUUUUCUUUAAUACGCAUGUCUGACUUGUAGUUAAACAUCUGUGUUGUCGUUUGUGAAACUAGUAUUAUUUAGUGAUGUUAUUGAAUAAAGUACUUUUUUAAGUUA